Messenger RNA from Macrobrachium nipponense, 1344 nucleotides. RefSeq lists its product as uncharacterized. Gene Ontology annotation, molecular function: nucleic acid binding. Bases 1 to 1344 code for a protein of 447 amino acids. NCBI's taxonomy places the organism in Eukaryota, Metazoa, Arthropoda, Malacostraca, Decapoda, Palaemonidae. The transcript is spliced from 2 exons. The record is from RefSeq and is a predicted model, not a curated record.
AUGGAGCUACAUGGGUUUGGUGAUGCUUCUGAAAAGGGCUAUGAGGCUUGUGUGUACCUGCGAGUACAUGUGGAGAACAGCUCAUAUAAGGUGUCAUUAGUACCCUCUAAGUCAAGAGAUGCACCCAUAAAGACAAUUACAUUGCCGAGGUUAGAACUCAUGGGAUCUCUUUUGUGUUCAAGAUUAGUCAACUUUGUGAAGAAUGCCCUUAACUUAGAUAACAGUGUUAGAGUUAGGCGUUGGGCAGAUUUUACCAUUGCUCUGUCAUGGAUUCAAGGAGAUGCUAGUAAGAAGGACAUAUUUGUAGCUAAUCGGGAAAGGGAAGGUAACACAGUUGUUAAAGAUAAAAAAGAAAUAAGCACAGAAAGUACUGUUGCCUGUCUCAAUGUACAAGGAGUGCCAGAAAACCCUUUGAUAGAUUUAGAUCAAUUCAGUAAAUUAAGCAAGGUGUUAAGAGUUACAGCUUAUGUCUUAAGAUUUAUCAGAAAUUGUAAAAUUAGUCAAAACAAAGUGGAGGGCCCUCUCAUUACUGAAGAGAUUGAUUUUGCUAAAUUGAAGUUGAUUUACUGCAUCCAAAGAGAAGUGUUUUCUGUAGAAAUAAAGGCACUUUUAGGUAACAAGGCUAUUCCUCAGUGGUCUAAAUUAAGAAAUCUUGACCCCUUUCUAGAUGAUAAAAGAUUAUUAAGAAUUAAGGGUCGUCUUGAGUUUUCUAACUUAGACUAUGACACUAAACAUCCUGUCAUAAUUCCCAAUGGUCAAUUUGCUAAGUUGUUGAUCAGAUUUCAGCAUGAGUUUUUGAAGCAUGCAGGUGUGGAUACUGUAAUUUCAUCCCUACGGAAUAGCUUUUGGAUUAUAGGAAUGAGGAGAUUAGCUAAGACAGUAAUGAAGGAAUGUUUAAGUUGCCGUUGGCAUGAUUCAAAACCUUGCAGUCAACCUGUGGCUCCAUUACCCAAAGAAAGAGUAAGGUCUUCUCCACCCUUUGAUGUAACAGGCUUAGGUUAUGCAGGCCCUCUCUUUUGUGCCGAUUGUUCUAGUAAGAAAUUUUAUGUAUUGUUGUACACUUGUGGUGUUGUACGAGCCUUACACCUAGAGCUUACAGUCUCUUUAUCCUUGCCUGACUGCUUAUUGGCUAUAAGAAGAUUUGUUGCAGGAGAGGUUUACCUAGUGUCAUAUAUUCAGAUAAUGCAGACUUUUGUAGCUGCUAAGUAUGAGGUACAAAGGAUGUAUAGCCACUUGGCUCCCAAAUGGAACUUUAUAGCCCCUCGUGCUCCCUGGUGGGGCAGCUGGUGGGAGAGGCUCAUUAGGUCAGUUGAGAAAGACACUAAAUCUGAACUAUGUAAGUAA